Messenger RNA from Hermetia illucens (black soldier fly), 558 nucleotides. RefSeq lists its product as uncharacterized. Bases 47 to 472 code for a protein of 141 amino acids. Lineage: Eukaryota; Metazoa; Arthropoda; Insecta; Diptera; Stratiomyidae. The record is from RefSeq and is a predicted model, not a curated record. The transcript has 2 exons.
AUGGAAAUUGAACCACGAUGAGAACUCCACUCACUAAAUUAAACUCAUGAUCUGUAUAAAUAGGUUCACGGCAGCUGAACUGAUAUCAGUAACCGAGUCUCAUUCCUCACAAAGCCCAGCAUCAAAUCCACUAACCAUGUUCAAAUUGGCAUCGUUCCUUGCACUCAUCGCCGUAGCUGCCGCUCGACCAGGAUACCUGAGCCACUACGAGACACCAAUCGUCUACGAAUCAGCACCAAUCCUCCAUCAAGAAUAUGUGAAGGUUCAUGAACCAGUUGUCGCCAAAGUUGGAGCCAUCGUUGAAAGUAUUCCAUCUGCAGUGUCACAUCAAAGCCAAACAAUUGUCCAUAGCAAACCAAUUGUUACCCCAAUUCUUGCGACAGCUGUGAAGACCUACCACGCUCCCCUUGUGAAGAGCAUCGCAUCUCCAUUGAUCUACGAUUUAGAUAGCCAUUACCAUCAUCAUUGGUAAACGAAUGCAUUGACUGGCGGUAAAGUGAUGUGAAGAACGUUGUAAAUAGCUUUUAAACAAUAUAGCGUACUUCUUUUUGUAAAAGA